AUGUCUGAGCCAGGAGACCUGAGUCAGACCAUAGUGGAGGAAGGCGGGCCUGAGCAGGAGACGGCCACUCCAGAGAAUGGCGUGGUUAAAUCCGAAAGUCUGGACGAGGAGGAGAAACUGGAAUUACAGAGGCAACUGGCGGCUCAGAACCAAGAGAGAAGAAAAUCCAAGUCAGGAGCAGGGAAAGGUAAACUGACUCGCAGCCUUGCUGUCUGUGAAGAAUCCUCGGCCAGACCAGGAGGGGAAAGUCUUCAGGACCAGGAAUCAAUUCAUUUACAGCUUUCCAGUUUUCCCAGCCUGCAAGAGGAUGAUAAAUCUAGGAAAGAUGACUCUGAAAGAGAAAAAGAAAAGGAUAAAAACAAAGAUAAAACCUGUGAAAAACCCAAGAUCAGAAUGUUAUCAAAAGAUUGCAGCCAAGAAUAUACGGAUUCUACAGGCAUAGACUUACACGAGUUUCUGAUUAACACAUUAAAGAAUAAUUCCAGAGACAGGAUGAUACUCUUGAAAAUGGAGCAGGAAAUUAUUGAUUUCAUUGGUGACAACAAUAAUCAUUAUAAAAAGUUUCCUCAGAUGUCGUCCUAUCAGAGGAUGCUUGUCCAUCGAGUGGCAGCUUACUUUGGGUUGGAUCACAACGUGGAUCAAACAGGGAAAUCUGUCAUCAUCAACAAAACCAGCAACACAAGAAUACCAGAGCAAAGGUUUUGUGAACAUUUAAAAGAUGAAAAAGGUGAAGAAUCCCAGAAGCGGUUUAUCUUGAAGCGAGAUAACUCUAGUAUUGAUAAAGAAGACACUCAGCAAAACAGAAUGCAUCCAUUUAGAGAUGACAGACGAAGUAAAUCAAUUGAAGAGAGAGAAGAGGAAUAUCAGAGAGUGAGGGAGAGAAUAUUUGCACACGAUUCAGUUUGCUCCCAGGAAAGCCUUUUUGUGGAAAACAGUAGGCUCUUGGAAGACAGUAACAUAUGCAGUGAGACCUAUAAGAAAAGACAGCUCUUUCGGGGCAACAGAGACAGCUCGGGGAGAACAUCUGGAAGUCGGCAGAGCAGCUCGGAGAAUGAACUCAAGUGGUCCGACCACCAAAGAGCCUGGAGCAGCACAGAUUCUGACAGCUCCAACCGCAAUCUCAAACCUGCCAUGACCAAGACGGCGAGUUUUGGGGGCAUCACGGUGCUGACCAGGGGUGACAGCACAUCCAGUAGCAGGAGUACCGGGAAGCUGUCCAAAGCAGGUAGUUCUGAGUCCUCCAGCAGUGCAGGCUCGUCAGGAUCGCUGUCGCGUACCCAUCCACCUCUCCAGAGCACACCGGUGGUCUCGGGCAUGGCAGCCACUUCUCCCGGCUGCGUGACCUACCCAGAGAAUGGGAUGGGAGGCCAGGUCGCUCAUAGCAGCACCAGCUACAUCCUCCUUCCACUCGAAGCUGCCACAGGCAUCCCACCCGGAAGCAUCCUUCUUAACCCACAUACAGGCCAGCCCUUCGUGAAUCCCGAUGGAACCCCCGCCAUAUACAACCCCCCCACCAGCCAGCAGCCCCUGCGAAGCGCAAUGGUGGCGCAGCCCCAGCAGCAGCCCCAGCAGCAGCCCUCCCCGCGGCCCCAGCAGCAGGCCCAGCCACCCCAGACGCAAAUGGCAAGCCCACUGGUCACUCAGUCUGUCCAGGGGCUGCAGCCUUCCUCCCAGUCAGUGCAAUACCCAGCUGUGUCUUUUCCUUCCCAGCAUCUCCUGCCCGUGUCUCCGACGCCGCAGUUCCCCAUGAGAGAGGAUGUGACCACGCAGUUUGGCCAGAUGAACCUGAGCCGGCAGUCCUCGGGGGAGACUCCUGAGCCCCCAGCCGGCCCUGUCUACACACCGUCCCUCCUGCCGCAGCCCACCCAGCAGCCAAGCUACGUCAUCGCUUCCACAGGCCAGCAGCUCCCAACGGGGAGCUUCUCGGGCUCUGGCCCUCCCAUCUCCCAGCAAGUCCUCCAGCCCCCUCCCUCGCCCCAGGGAUUUGUGCAACAGCCUCCACCCACACAGAUGCCUGUAUAUUAUUAUCCACCUGGUCAGUACCCUACCUCAACCACGCAGCAGUACCGGCCCAUAGCCUCUGUUCAGUUCAGUGCUCCGAGGGGCCAGCAGAUGCCACAGACAGCACAGCAAGCAGGUUACCAGCCGCUCUUGUCUGGUCAACAGGGGUUCCAAGGCCUCAUGGGGGUGCAGCAGCCGCCUCAGAGUCAGGGCAUGAUGAGCAGCCACCAGGGAACUCCAGUGCAAAGCGUGAUGCUCUCCUACCCAACCGUGUCUAAUUAUCAGGUGCCAAUGACCCAGGGUUCUCAAGGACUGCCCCAGCAGUCAUACCAACAGCCAAUCAUGCUACCUAACCAGGCAGGCCAAGGGUCCCUCCCAGCCACUGGAAUGCCUGUGUACUGUAACGUCACACCGCCAACCCCUCAGAACAACCUUAGGCUGAUGGGCCCUCACUGUCCCUCCAGCACUGUCCCCGUGAUGUCAGCCAGCUGCAGGACCAACUGUGCCAGUAUGAGCAAUGCUGGGUGGCAGGUCAAGUUCUGA
Messenger RNA from Mesoplodon densirostris (Blainville's beaked whale), 2544 nucleotides. RefSeq names its product cAMP regulated phosphoprotein 21 (gene ARPP21). Gene Ontology annotation, cellular component: cytoplasm. Gene Ontology annotation, molecular function: nucleic acid binding. The transcript is spliced from 19 exons. Lineage: Eukaryota; Metazoa; Chordata; Mammalia; Artiodactyla; Ziphiidae. The record is from RefSeq and is a predicted model, not a curated record. Bases 1 to 2544 code for a protein of 847 amino acids.